Molecule: messenger RNA, 963 nt
Organism: Pichia membranifaciens NRRL Y-2026
Lineage: Eukaryota; Fungi; Ascomycota; Pichiomycetes; Pichiales; Pichiaceae
Exons: 1
Coding region: 1-963 (320 amino acids)
Cellular component (GO): cytosol
Molecular function (GO): aldose reductase (NADPH) activity
Source: RefSeq, a predicted model, not a curated record
AUGUCUACAUCUAAUUACAUCACCCUAAAUAACGGUAUUUCAAUUCCCCAGAUUGGUUUUGGAUGCUGGAAAGUUAACAAGGAAACCUGUGCGCAACAGGUUUACGAUGCUAUAAAAUGCGGAUAUAGACUGUUUGACGGUGCAAUGGAUUACGGAAAUGAAAAAGAGGUUGGAGAAGGUAUAAAUAGAGCAUUGAAAGAAAAAAUUGUGAAAAGAGAGGAAUUGGUUGUUGUCUCUAAACUUUGGAACUCUUAUCACCAUCCAGAAAAUGUUCCUAAAGCAUUGAAUAGGGUUUUGACCGAUUUGAAUUUGGAUUACUUAGAUAUUUUCUAUAUCCAUUUCCCGAUUGCCCAGAAAUUUAUUCCUUUCGAAAAGAAAUAUCCGACUGGCUUCUAUUGUGGAGAGAAUGGCUGGGAAUUUGAAAAUGUUCCCUUAGCAUCUACAUGGGCAGCAAUGGAAGAGCUAGUAGGAAAAGGUUUAAUCAAAUCAUUGGGCAUAUCUAACUUUACAGGCCCAUUGAUUGAUGAUUUAUUGAGAGGAUGCAAAAUUAGGCCACAGUUGUUACAAAUUGAACAUCACCCGUAUUUGGUACAACCUCGGUUAGUAGAAUGGGUUCAGUCACAAGGCAUUCAGAUUACAGGCUACUCAACUUUUGGCCCACAGUCUUUUGUUGAACUAGACCAUCCUUCUGUCUCUUUGUGUGUUCCUUUAUUUGAAAACCCAGUCAUUAUGAAAAUUGCUGAAAGACAUGCGGUUAGCCCUGGAAAAGUUUUGUUAAGAUGGGCAACUCAAAGAAACAUCCUUGUAAUUCCAAAGUCUAACAAGAAAGAAAGGCUGGUUAGUAACCUUAGUGUCAACGACUUCAAUUUGACUGAUGGAGAAUUAUCUGAAAUUAGCGGCUUGAAUAUGAACUUAAGAUUCAACGAUCCUUGGGAUUGGUGUAAGAUUCCUUUAUAUACCUAA